This is a messenger RNA of Lasiodiplodia theobromae, 855 nucleotides long. RefSeq names its product C6 zinc finger domain-containing protein. The record is from RefSeq and is a predicted model, not a curated record. Gene Ontology annotation, biological process: regulation of transcription by RNA polymerase II. The transcript has a single exon. Gene Ontology annotation, molecular function: DNA-binding transcription factor activity, RNA polymerase II-specific. NCBI's taxonomy places the organism in Eukaryota, Fungi, Ascomycota, Dothideomycetes, Botryosphaeriales, Botryosphaeriaceae. Bases 1 to 855 code for a protein of 284 amino acids.
AUGCAGAGCUUCUACCGAGUCAAUGUUCCCCAGCUCGGCUUCUCCUACCCCUUUGUCCUCCAUGCUAUCAUGGCGUUUUCGGCCCGGCAUCUUGCCCAUUUUCGAGUAUCCAAGCGCGCCUCCUACAUCGCCAAAGCGGAACAUCACUGGGAUAUUGGCUUGCGAACUGCCAGCGCCCUCAUUCCCACCGUCAAUGACGACAACGCCCCUGCCCUUUACAUCUUCGCCGUCAUAUCCUGCUUCUACACGCUCGCCAAGGGGCCCAAACCACGCGACUUCCUCAUCUUCAGCGACAACGGCCUGGCCGAAUGGCUGAUGCUCUUCCGCGGCGUGCGCGCCAUCAUGGAGACAACCAACGACAGCAUCCGUCACGGGCCGCUCUCGCCGCUCUUCGCCGCCGCCAUCGUGCGCGUCCAAAGGUUCUAUGACCACGCUCCGGGGUCGGACGCCGAGCACGCGCGCAUCGCGGAGCUGCGCCGGCUCGUCAAUGACGUCGCCGGCGACAGUCCGAACCUGCACACGUACCUUGCUGCCAUCGACGACGUCUCGCGCUGCUUCGCGUGCGUCUUUGACGAGGCCGUCAAUGGGCCGUCUUCAUCAACCUUCUCGCAGACCGUCUUCAUCUGGCUCUAUCGCGUCUCUGACGACUUUGUUCUCUGCCUCCAGCAGCGGCAGCCCGUCGCCCUCACCAUCUUCGCCUACUUCGUCGUCCUGCUGAACGAACUCGGUACCAACUGGUGGAUGCAAGGUUGGAUCUACCAUCUUCUGGCUGGUAUUCAUGAUGCCUUGGACGAAGGAAGCAGGCCGUGGAUCAGAUGGCCGAUGGAGAAGCUGGGCUGGAUACCGGAUUCGUGA